Messenger RNA from Chanos chanos (milkfish), 3386 nucleotides. RefSeq names its product fem-1 homolog a (gene fem1a). The coding region runs from base 115 to 1968 and encodes 617 amino acids. The transcript has a single exon. Gene Ontology annotation, molecular function: protein binding. The record is from RefSeq and is a predicted model, not a curated record. Lineage: Eukaryota; Metazoa; Chordata; Actinopteri; Gonorynchiformes; Chanidae.
AGAGGCAGGGUCUCGGCGAAGGUUUCGUCUCCAAAUUUGAAGGGAGACUAUUUCCCCAGGUAUUUGAUUCAAUUUGGGGUUUAAUGGAGGUAAAGUACGUUGAAUGUAUUUAAGAUGGAUAUUACAACAGCGGUGUUCAACGCGGCGAGAGAUGGUAAACUGAAACUUAUCCAGAAGUUGUUGAGCAACAAAAGUCCGGAGGAGUUGGAAGCGCUUGCUGAGGAGAAGACACAGGGUGGCACUCCGCUCCUGAUCGCUUCUCGAUAUGGACAUUUGGAGGUAGUGGACUACUUGCUUGAACACUGUAAAGCCAAUGUCGAGUUAGGAGGUUCGGUUAAUUUUGAUGGAGAGACGAUUGAAGGUGCUCCCCCCCUGUGGGCUGCUUCUGCCGCAGGGCAUUUGCCUGUCGUCCGAACUCUUCUGAAACACGGUGCCUCUGUCAACAGUACGACGUUGACGAACUCAACUCCUCUGAGAGCCGCUUGCUUUGAUGGUCACUUGGAGAUUGUGCGUUACCUUGUUGAGCAUCAUGCUGAUAUGGAGGUGGCUAAUCGUCACGGCCAUACUUGUCUAAUGAUCUCCUGCUACAAAGGCCACAGAGAAAUUGCCAAGUUUCUGUUGGAGAGGGGCGCCGACGUCAACCGUAAAAGCGUUAAAGGUAAUACUGCCCUUCAUGACUGUGCUGAAUCUGGGAGUCUGGAGAUAAUGAAAAUGCUGAUGAAGUGCAAUGCACGCAUGGAGAGAGACGGCUAUGGCAUGACCCCUUUACUGGCAGCCAGUGUUACUGGCCACACCAACAUUGUAGAGUACCUGGUACAUCAGCCCCGUGCCUCGAGAGAGGAGCGAAUCGAUGCUCUUGAGCUUCUGGGUGCCACCUUUGUGGACAAGAAGCGUGAUUUGCUGGGCGCUAUGCGCUACUGGAGACGGGCUAUGGAGCUGCGUCAGCCUGGGGAGAAGGCCGGGGCUCUGUGCAAACCUCCUCCCGGUCCUCCUGUCCCUGCAUAUGACUGUGCUCGGGAGGUGAGCAGCGCAGAGGAGCUAGAGGCCCUUAUAACCGAUCCGGAUGAGAUGCGCAUGCAGGCCUUGCUGGUGCGGGAGCGCAUUUUGGGUCCGUCUCACCCUGAUACCUCCUACUAUAUACGUUACAGGGGUGCCGUGUAUGCAGACUCUGGCAACUUUGAGCGCUGCAUCAGCCUCUGGAAAUACGCCCUGGACAUGCAGCAGAGCAACCUGGACCCCCUUAGCCCAAUGACAGCUAGCAGCUUCCUGUCCUUCGCUGAGCUCUUCUCUUUUGUGCUUCAGGACCGUGCCAAAGGCACCCUGGCCACCCGCGUUACCUUCCAGGACCUGAUGGGGGUGCUGGGGAAGAGCGUACGCGAGGUGGAACGGGCAGUGGCCCAGAGGGAUAACCCACCAGAGGCGCCUCAGUUCACCAAGGCCCUGUCCAUCAUUUUACACCUCAUCUUCCUUCUGGAGAAGCUGGACUGCAGCCCAGAGCAAGAGCACCUGAAAAAGCAGACCGUCUACCGUCUGCUUAAACUCAAUCCGCGGGCGCGCUGCGGAUACACCCCUCUACACAUGGCUGUGGAUAAAGAGACCACGUCGGUGGGGCGUUACCCGGUCGGCCGUUUCCCAUCCCUGGCCGUGACCGCGCUCCUGUUGGAGUGCGGGGCGGACGUGGACGCCCGAGACUGUGAAAACAACACUCCCCUGCACGUCGCGGCCGCCAACGGCUGCCCGGAGAUCAUGAGCCUGUUGCUGCAGGCUGGGGCUCACUUUGACGCCACCAACGCGCAGCAUAAGACGGCCUACGAGCUGCUAGACGAGCACAGUAGCGGCCGACACUCCUUGCACCCCCUCAAUUACAUCACCCUGCAGUGUCUGGCAGCACGAACCAUAGAGAGACACAGACUACCGUACAAGGGCCUCAUCUCGGAGGAAAUGGAGGCUUUCAUUGAGCUGCACUGACCUCAUCUCAUCUCUCAUAACUCAGAUCUCCUCUUUUCUCUCUUUCUCUCUCUCUCUCUCUCUCUCUCUCUCUCCUUCUCUCCUUCUCUCUCUCCCCCCUAAUCCUAACCUGACUCUCUUCAUCUUGCCUAGCGUCACAUUUCUCAGGCUUAGUCUAAAUCAAAGCAAUAACAGCGGGUCACUAAUGGCAAAUAAUGAAAAGGUGUGUACUUAUCGGCUGAGAUGAUGUGUGUGCUCUAUUGUGUUUUUUUUUUUUCUUCUCUCUGUCCAAAGGAGUUAUGGGAGGAAAAGGGGGGGGGGGGGGACACUUUCAAGUGCUAAAAUACCAGUUACAGUUAGCUUUGGGUUUGACUAAGGCUUUUCUUACCUUGAUCCCUUUGUUUCUUCUCUGUUCCACCGAGAGCAGGAAACAAACAAUUUUUUGCAUUGCCUGUUUGUAUUCGUUUAUAAUAUUCAAUUCUUAAGGUGGUGGCUUGUGUUAAGGUCAGGUAUAAAAGUGCGCUGUUCUUACUGUUAGAAGUUAUACAAUUUUUUUUUUUUUUUGUGCUAUUUUACUGCAUGAGCACGAGAGAAACAAGAGUGGCCAGGCUAGUGUGUUUAUGCGGUCUCUCCUGUAAUGCAAGUGAAUAUAGCCUAUGGCUGGAACAUCACCAAUGCACAGCUUUCCUAUCUGCUGCUCCAAUUUAUCCUCAUCAUACUGGUCAAAACAUGCUGUGUUUUUUUUUUUCUUUCUUUAUUUUUCUCCCAUUUUAUCAUAACUUCAAAGGAACAACCCCAACGUGCCAAAUCAAAGCCUUACAUUUUCGUAUUGUCGUGUUUUGGCUUUUUAGGCGUUAUGCAUUAAUUUUUAAACAAUGAGCCAGUGAUGCUGUAAAGCCACAUUUGGCCUCCUGAAUGUCUACUAAUAGCUUUUUUUUUUCUCCCCCUUACCCUUUAAGGAAAAAACGCUCAUUUUUAUCUCUAUAUUCUGCCACGAGAGAACAGAAAACGAAAUGGGCUUGUAGGUUUUCACUCCUCAGUGUAUUGACCGUAAUAUGUAGGACUUGGCACUUUACCCAGUAUGAGAACAUCUCCUCUUGGUCGACUGGAGUUCAGUUUAUCUAUGCAGUUUAUUAUCUUGAGAGGCGGAGCUGAUUAACAGAGUUGACGAACUAGACUGGAUUUCAGGUUAAGAAAGUGAGCUACAUAUGCAUUUUACUGUUGUCUCUGAUUAUCCGUUUUACCCAAAGGAUUAUCACUAUCUCAUUCACGCCUAAGCUUUAGUUUUCUGUUUGGUCUACCUGUUGUUUGCAUCCACGUGAAAGCACUUUGAAAUUGCUAACACUUUACUUAACCUCUAAAACUUGGGACUUUCUCUUGCAAAGAAUCCGAUUUGAUUUAAUUUAAGAAAGUAACUUCAGGACAAAAAUGUGUUUUGA